AAAUGAAACAGGAAACAAGAACGGGUACGGUCUGUUUUCUUUAAGAUCUCCAUGUAGUUAACUCAUGUGGAUACAGUACAGCAGAAAAACAACUGACAUUUCAAGCUACCCUUGUGCAACAGGAGAUGGCACUGCCUAGCAGCGAAAGAUGUCAUGAUGUGGACCUAGAUGAGAACAUAAAAUGGAAACAGAUUGGCCGUGGGGGGUUUGGUAUUGUCUAUAAGGUCAGGCACAAAGUCAGAGACUUCGUUGCCAUCAAGCUACUUCGGAAUACAGGAACCAUUGACGAACUGUACAAGGAGGCUGAAUGUCUGACAAAAUUGUCUUCUGAGUUUGUUCUGAGAGUCUAUGGGAUUUACAAUGGAAAUAAGUUUCCACAGUUUCCAGAGGGAAUAGUCAUGGAGUUUAUGGAAAAGGGAAGUAUUCAAACCCUGCAGAAGGACUUGAGUAGCCCUCCACCACUGCCACUGGCCGUGAGAUUGGCCUAUCAAGUGGCUAAAGGGAUGCAAUACAUCCAUUCAAAGGGUUUUGUUCACCAUGACCUAAAACCAAGCAACAUUCUGCUGGAUAAUGACUUUAAUGCCAAGCUGGCUGACUUUGGUCUCUCCAGGGAAACCACAAGUGUUUUGCCCAGUUUUGAACAAUCAAAAGAGUGUACCAGAGGCACAAUACAAUACAUACCGCCUGAAGCUUUUGCUCUAAACUAUAAAAUAGUUCGCUCCUUUGAUGUUUACAGCUACGGCAUCCUUCUUUGGUCUAUCCUGAGUGGUGAAGUACCCUAUCCAGGGAAGCCAGAUAGUCUCGUGGAACACAGGAUUGAACAUGGAGACAGACCUGAUGUCAGUCUUUGCCUGAAAGAGGAGAAAGAAAAGAAGGCAGCAGUGACUGAGCUCAUGAAACAUUGCUGGAAACAAAAACCUUCUGAAAGGCCUGACUUUAAUGAAAUCGUCCAUAAACUUGAACCGAUUUUCUCACUUCACAAGGAUGGAAUUGAUGCAGCCAUUCGUGAUGUUUUAUUGAAACUAAGACAAAAUCAGUCAAGAAGUAGCAGCCAGCUUUCUCAGGCAAAUGCUGCAGACUUGGUUCCUUCGCCCACUCCAGAAAAUGAAGUGUCAAAGGAUGUUGUUGAUCAUCCCUCAGAUACAGUACAGCAGCCAUCUAAUGUAGCUGGAACUGAAGAUUUAACAGAAGAAGAAAAAGUGACAAUUGUUGAUGACAGGAUGGAUGCUAUAAUACAGAAGAACACACGUGUCAUGGCGAUUGCUGCGGAUCUUAAGAAAAUGAAGAUGAUCCAAAAUGAAACCUACUUCGAAAUUGAGGCGGAAAAAACUAACCAGGCAAAAAUGAGGGAGCUCUACAAGUCAUUACGUGCAUCAGACCUGGUGAAAGUUGCCUUCUAUGAUGCCUUGAAAAAUCAUGAACCAAAUAUUCUGAAACGUCAUGGUGACAGUUGAGGCAUUCCUGCAUCAGAUGUCCAAAAGUGUGUGUGGUUUUCUUAAUGUUUUUCUUUCUUUCAUUUUCAUUGUAUAAAGUCUACAAAUAAAUAUAAGUAUCCAUC
Molecule: messenger RNA, 1558 nt
Organism: Xiphophorus maculatus (southern platyfish)
Lineage: Eukaryota; Metazoa; Chordata; Actinopteri; Cyprinodontiformes; Poeciliidae
Product: receptor-interacting serine/threonine-protein kinase 3-like
Exons: 12
Coding region: 126-1454 (442 amino acids)
Biological process (GO): protein phosphorylation
Molecular function (GO): JUN kinase kinase kinase activity; ATP binding
Source: RefSeq, a predicted model, not a curated record